Pteronotus mesoamericanus is the source of this 1401-nucleotide messenger RNA. RefSeq names its product DIRAS family GTPase 3 (gene DIRAS3). Lineage: Eukaryota; Metazoa; Chordata; Mammalia; Chiroptera; Mormoopidae. Gene Ontology annotation, cellular component: plasma membrane. Bases 112 to 801 code for a protein of 229 amino acids. The transcript is spliced from 2 exons. Gene Ontology annotation, molecular function: GDP binding; GTP binding; GTPase activity. Gene Ontology annotation, biological process: signal transduction. The record is from RefSeq and is a predicted model, not a curated record.
CGGAGCGCUCGAGUCGUACCUCCCUGCGCUCCCGUUGCCGCUUCAGGCUUCACCCACUGCUCACUCAGUGCCUGAGAAGUUGUGCACGCAUCUUCGUGCCAAUUCCCCACAAUGGGCAACUCCUGCUUUGGCCUCAAGGAAAAGCUGAUGCAGCGGCUGCGACCUCUGCCCACCCUGCUGAUCAUUCGCGCCGUUAUGCCCCAGAAGAAAAACAAAGAUUUCUGCGUGGUGAUCCUCGGCUCUGCGGGUGUGGGCAAGAGCGCACUGGUGAAGAGAUGGGUGCGCGGCAACUUUCGUGAAAAGUAUGUGCCAACUAUGGAAGAUACCUACCACCAGGUGCCAGGCAACAACCGUGGCAUGGGCACGCUGCAUAUUACCGACACGGCGGGCGGUCACCGCUACCCCGGCUUGCAGCGUCUCGCCAUUGCCAGGGGCCACGCCUUCGUCCUGGUCUACUCUGUCACCAAGAAGCAAACCCUGGAGGAGCUGAAGCCCUUCUAUGAGCUGAUCCGCGAGAUCAAAGGUAGAAACCUGCGUAAGUACCCUAUCGUGCUGGUGGGCAACAAAUGCGAUGACAGCCGCCGCCGGGAGCUGACCGCGAAGGAUGGCGCUGCCUACGCAUUGGAGUGGAAUUGCGCCUUCAUGGAGACCUCCGCCAAGACGGAUGUCAACGUGCAGGAGCUGUUUCACAUGCUGCUGAACCACGCGAAGAAGCCUGCCGCCAGCGUCCAGCCUACCCAGAAGAAAUCCCAGAUGCCCAAGAUCGCCGAGAAGCUGCUGGGCAAGUGCAUCAUCAUGUGAGCCCUGGAUCUUAGGAGCCCGACCUCCUCCGACAGCGUGUAGAGAACAUGGACCAAUGCCAGUGUAACGUGUCACCUGUAUAUGAUUGACUUUUGUGCUGUGGUUUGGGUUGUAACAGCUAGAUAUCAAAAAAUGUCCCUUGUAAGUUAAUACGUUUACUUUUUCCUAGGCAAGAGAAUUCAUAUUGUUACAAUAUUGAUGUUAGAGGAGGGGGAAAAAAGAGUAAGUCUUGAUAGACUUCAGAAAUUAAUGUUUGAAAAAGAAAAUGAAAUAGCAAACUGAGUUGAAAGAUGCCACUGCCCUUCUUAUAACUCUACUACCGUGUAUUAUUUUUAAACAUGUCAAGCCCUGUAAGUGUCCAACCAAACCUUUCCAUUAUGUACUCAAUUGUUAAAAAAUGUGUUUUUGCAAUAAAAGCUUUGCUAGAUGACUGUGAGAUAGAUAUACUAAACAAGAUAAAUAAUUGAAUAUUCUUUAGUUGAGCAUUGAGGGUGGGGGCAGAGAAAAUUAUGAAAGUGGAACUUGCUUCCUAAAGAUGUGCCAGUUUCCUAAGUCAUUUAAAAGUGUUUGGAUAUUCCCCGUAGCAGUUUUUAAAAAGUA